Molecule: messenger RNA, 1734 nt
Organism: Penicillium taxi
Lineage: Eukaryota; Fungi; Ascomycota; Eurotiomycetes; Eurotiales; Aspergillaceae
Product: MFS transporter
Exons: 2
Coding region: 1-1734 (577 amino acids)
Biological process (GO): transmembrane transport
Molecular function (GO): transmembrane transporter activity
Source: RefSeq, a predicted model, not a curated record
AUGGAGCAGACUAGCUCUGUUAUCUCCCUAGCACCAUCAAGUUUAAGCAACCGUAGCGACUUGUUAGCAGCUAUCCCUACCAGCGAAGAUAACGCCGAAACACGAUAUGAAGGAAUCCGAUCACAGCCUAUGAGUCGACGUGAAUCCCUUCACGAGGUCGAGCUGGAGCGUAUCAAUACUUAUCGACUCCAACAUAGGUCGACUGUUGGAUCAGGAAUUGGAAAGGCUCCGAAAGACAGUUGGCUUCCUAUGGGAGCUGGAAAGCCCUAUCCUCCAGAACUGCCAGAUCCAGAUCAGUUCAUCGUCGAGUUUACUGGUGUAGAUGACCCUCUGCACCCUCAGAAUUGGUCAUUGAGUCAAAAGAUCGUGAUUUCCGUCACUCUAGCUUACACCACCUUCGUCUCUUCAUUCGCCUCUGCUAUCUACUCCAGCGCCAUCACCCACAUCAGCCCUUACUUCCACAUCAGCUCUGAGGUUGCAAUCCUCGGUGUGACUCUCUAUGUGCUUGGAUUUGCCUCCGGUCCAACACUAUGGGCGCCAGCAAGUGAAUUGAUCGGACGGAAAUGGCCUAUUAUAGCAGGCGUCUUCAUGUACUCGAUCUUCACCAUCGGUUCGGCCACGGCAAAGGAUGUCCAAACACUCAUGAUAACUCGGUUCUUUGCUGGUUUCUGCUCAGCCAGUCCCAUCGCUAUUGUCCCCGCUGUCUUUGCUGAUAUAUACAGCAACCAGACUCGUGGUAUCGCCAUUGCCAUGUUCGCCAUGGCUGUGUUCGUCGGUCCAUUCGCAUCACCCUUUACUGGAGGUUUCAUCACAAUGUCUUACCUGGGCUGGAGAUGGACCAUGUACAUCGCAAGUAUCAUGGGCUUCUUGGCCACUGGUCUCUGUCUAUUCUUCCUCAAGGAGACCUACGCCCCAAUCGUCCUUGUGGAGAAAGCCAUCACCCUCCGUAGACAGACACACAACUGGGGUAUCCGAGCCCGACAAGAAGAAGUUGAAGUGGACUGGAACGAACUGAUCACCAUAAACUUCAGUCGUCCAUUCCGCAUGCUCUUCACCGAACCAAUAGUCUUCCUGAUCUCUCUCUGGAUGAGUUUCGUAUACGGAUUGAUGUACGCCCUUCUCAGCGCCUACCCAAUCGUCUUCAUGGAAAUUCACGGUAUGAACAUCGGCGUGGGCAGUCUCCCUUUCAUCGGCCUUAUCAUCGGCGAACUCUUCGCAGGCAUGUACAUCCUGUACGAUCAAAAGUCAUACACGAAAAAUUUGGCCGCCAACAACAACGUACCCAUUCCGGAAUGGCGUCUACCUCCCGCGAUAUUCGGUGGUCUAUUCUUCUGCAUUGGCCUCUUCUGGUUUGGUUGGACUGGAUUCACAAAGGAUAUCCACUGGAUGGCUCCUACCGCAAGUGGAAUAGUCACCGGCUUCGGAAUAUACGUUAUCUUCCUACAGUGCUUCAACUACCUAAUCGACUCAUAUCUGACCUUUGCUGCCUCCGUCUUCGCCGCCAAUACAAUCAUCCGAUCAGCCGUCGGCGCAGCAUUCCCCCUCUUCUCGAAACAAAUGUUCCAUAAUCUUGGCGUACAAUGGGCCGGUACCCUCCUCGGCUGUCUUGCAGCUAUCAUGAUCCCUAUUCCAUUGAUCUUUAUCAAGAUUGGUCCCCGUCUCAGGAAAAAGUCCAAGUUCGCACCUGCUUUGCCGGAGAUCUCUUCCGAUGAAGAGGGUGAGAAAACUGCAUAA